UGAAAAAAAGCCUUUAAAUACCACACCCCGGUGACACCACGGGACCUCCUCCCCUGUUCCGCUUCCGCUCCAGGACACGGACGAGCCGCCGUCGCGCAGCCCUCCUCGUGCACGCAGCCUGCCUCCGUUCAUCGCUCCUCCCCCUUCGAGCCAUGGGCAUGGAGAUGAUCACGAAUGUGUCCGAGUACGAGAGGCUGGCCAAGGAGAAGCUGCCCAAGAUGGUGUACGACUACUACGCCUCCGGCGCAGAGGAUCAGUGGACGCUCAACGAGAACAGGGAGGCCUUCUCCAGAAUCCUGUUCCGACCACGCGUACUGAUUGAUGUGUCCCAUAUCAACAUGGCCACAAAUAUCUUGGGCUUCGACGUCUCCAUGCCGAUCAUGAUCGCUCCCACGGCCAUGCAGAAAAUGGCUCACCCUGAAGGAGAGCUUGCUACUGCAAGAGCAGCGGCAUCUGCAGGGACCAUAAUGACAUUGUCUUCAUGGGCUACUUCUAGUGUGGAAAGGGUUAACUCAGUAGGACCCGGGAUUCAUUUCUUCCAGCUUUAUGUUUACAAGGACAGGAAUAUAGUUCGGCAACUCGUGAAAAGGGCUGAAAUGGCGGGGUUCAAGGCGAUCGCCCUCACCGUCGAUACUCCAAGGCUCGGCCGCAGGGAAGCUGAUAUCAAGAACAGGUUCAACUUGCCUCCACAUCUGGUGCUGGAGAACUUUGCGGCGCUGGACCUCGGCAAGAUGGACAAGACAGAUGAUUCUGGGCUGGCUUCCUAUGUUGCUAGCCAAGUCGACCAAUCUCUUUGUUGGGAGGACGUCAAGUGGCUGCAGACAAUUACCUCGUUGCCGAUCUUGGUGAAAGGUGUCAUGACUGCAGAAGACACUAGGAUUGCCAUCGAGUACGGCGCGGCCGGCAUCAUCGUGUCCAACCAUGGCGCUCGGCAGCUGGACUAUGUCCCUGCAACCAUCAGCUGCCUGGAAGAGGUGGUCAGAGAGGCGAAGGGACGGCUGCCGGUGUUCCUGGACGGCGGCGUCCGGCGUGGCACCGACGUGUUCAAGGCGCUGGCACUCGGAGCCGCGGGAGUGUUCAUCGGUAGGCCGGUGCUGUACUCGCUGGCGGUGGACGGCGAGGCGGGGGUGCGGAAGGUGCUGCAGAUGCUGCGGGACGAGCUGGAGCUGGCCAUGGCGCUCAGCGGGUGCCCGUCGCUCCGGGACAUCACCCGCGCCCACGUCGUCACCGACGGCGACAGGAUCCGCCGCGCACGCCUCUAGAUUGGGAGGCGCGCUGCAUCCGGCCUACUAGUAGUACGUCUACUUGUGCGCGCGCGCUGGUCGAUUUGAGAUGCCGCUCGUUCUUGCGCCUCCAUUUGAUCGAUCGAUGUAUCGGGCAAUAAAUUCGUAGAAAUAAAGAUUGGAGACGAAAUGCUGUCGAUCACGUUCUGAUUUUGGCGACUA
Molecule: messenger RNA, 1445 nt
Organism: Triticum dicoccoides
Lineage: Eukaryota; Viridiplantae; Streptophyta; Magnoliopsida; Poales; Poaceae
Product: peroxisomal (S)-2-hydroxy-acid oxidase GLO3
Exons: 12
Coding region: 153-1262 (369 amino acids)
Cellular component (GO): peroxisome
Molecular function (GO): FMN binding; (S)-2-hydroxy-acid oxidase activity
Source: RefSeq, a predicted model, not a curated record